AUGGACCCAGCUGUAGCCCUGGUGCUCUGUCUCUCCUGUUUACUUCUCCUUUCCCUCUGGAGGCAGAGCUCUGGGAGAAGGAAGCUCCCACCUGGCCCCACUCCUCUCCCUAUAUUUGGAAAUAUCCUACAGUUAGAUAUUAAGAACAUCGGCAAAUCUUUAACUAAUCUCUCAAAAACCUAUGGCCCUGUGUUCACUGUGUAUUUGGGCAUGAAGCCCGCUGUGGUGUUGCAUGGAUAUAAAGCAGUGAAGGAAGCACUGGUUGAUCAUGGAGAGGAGUUUUCUGGAAGAGGUAGUACCCUACUGAUUGAAAGAUUUGCUAGAGGACAUGGAAUUGCUUUCAGCAAUGGAAAUAGGUGGAAGGAGAUACGGCGCUUCUCCCUUAUGACCCUGCGGAAUUUUGGGAUGGGCAAGAGGAGCAUUGAGGAACGUGUCCAAGAGGAGGCCCGCUGCCUUGUGGAGGAGUUGAGAAAAACCAAGGCCUCACCUUGUGAUCCUACUUUUAUGCUCAGCUGUGCACCCUGCAAUGUGAUCUGCUCCAUUAUUUUCCAGAAUCGUUUUGAUUAUAAAGAUUAGAAUUUCCUUAACUUGAUGGAAAAAUCAGAGGAAAACACCAGAAUUCUGAGCUCUUCAUGGGCACAGAUCUGCAAUAACUUUCCUGCUCUUAUUGAUUAUUUCCCGGGGAGUCAUAACAAAUUUUUUAAAAAUGUUGCUUUUCUGAAAAGUUAUAUUUUGGAGAAAGUAAAGGAACACCAAGAAUCAUUGGAUGUUAACAACCCUCGGGACUUUAUUGAUUGCUUCCUUAUCAAAAUGGAGCAGGAAAAGUACAACGAACAGUCGGAGUUUACUUUUGAAAACUUAGUAAGCACUGCACUUGACUUUUUUGGAGCUGGGCUAGAGACAACAAGCACAACCCUGAGAUAUGCCCUUUUGCUCCUGCUGAAGCAUCCAGAAGUCACAGUGAAGACUCAGAAAGAAAUCAACCACGUGGUUGGCAGACACCGGAGCCCCUGCAUGCGGGACAGGAGCCGCAUGCCCUACACGGAUGCCAUGGUGCAUGAGGUCCAGAGAUACAUUGACCUUGUCCCCAACAACCUCCCUCGUGCAAUGACCUAUGAUAUUAAAUUCAGAAAUUACCUGAUCCCCAAGGGCACAACAAUAUUAACAUCCCUAACAUCUGUGCUGCAUGACUGCAAGGAAUUCCCCAACCCAGAAACGUUUGACCCUAGCCACUUUCUGGACGACAGUGGCAAUUUUAAGAAAAGUGACUACUUCAUGCCUUUCUCAACAGGAAAACGGAUUUGUGCAGGAGAAGGACUGGCCCGCAUGGAGCUGUUUUUGUUUCUGACCUCCAUUUUGCAGAACUUUAAAUUGAAAUCUCUGGUGGACCCAAAGGAUAUUGACACCACCCCAGUUUUCAAUGGACUUAUUUCUCUGCCACCCUUUUACCAGAUCUGCUUUAUUCCUUUUUAAAGUAGGGCAGAUGGUGUGGCUGCUGCUGUGCUGGCCCAUGUAUCUCCCUCUCCUCUAGGGCAUCAUUUAACCCCUUUCCACUAUCAAAGAUGCUUUCUCUUUCUCACAUCUCCACAUUCCCUCUAUCCUGCGGGCAUCAUAGCUCAUAUUAGGAGGAUUUCCUUACUCAAACAUGCUUACUACUCCUAGAGUAGGAAUAUUCUAUAACCCCUGUAUUGAUCGCUACAUAUACUAACCUUUACCUAAUACUGAGUCAUUAAUGUUCUCACUGUAAAAGAGGGAAAACGAUUAGUGUGUGAUAAUUCAGACUUAUUUCUCUUGUCUGUUUUAAAUAUAUGCUGUUAUUAAUUGUUAGGUGAGUUCUCAGACUUUCCUUCUUUUGUGCACAAAACAAGUAAAAUAUAAAUGAAAACAGAGUCCCAGGAGGCCAGGCUGGUGCUCAAAAUGAUAAGCAAAGAGAAGGACAUAGGGGAAAAGCGUAGAGAAGCGCUCUUGGCUGCUGCCACCUAAAGUUACUCUAUUGAAGGAAAAUCUGUGAUCAGAAGUAAAUCAAACCUGUAGGGAC
Otolemur garnettii (small-eared galago) is the source of this 2038-nucleotide messenger RNA. Its product is annotated as cytochrome P450 2C19-like. Lineage: Eukaryota; Metazoa; Chordata; Mammalia; Primates; Galagidae. Gene Ontology annotation, cellular component: cytoplasm; intracellular membrane-bounded organelle. The record is from RefSeq and is a predicted model, not a curated record. The transcript has 10 exons. Gene Ontology annotation, molecular function: iron ion binding; oxidoreductase activity, acting on paired donors, with incorporation or reduction of molecular oxygen, reduced flavin or flavoprotein as one donor, and incorporation of one atom of oxygen; heme binding. Gene Ontology annotation, biological process: xenobiotic metabolic process.